AUGCCCGUCAUGAAGCAUGGCGGAACUAUCGGACUAUCCAAGCCGGAGGUGCACAACGAUCUCAGUUCCGACCACCAACUGGUGGUGGCUGAAGUCGGCAUCAACGUGGCUCCAGCUGCAAGCCAGCGUAAAGACUACCACCACAUCAACUGGGUGCAGUGUGGACGUGUGGUUGGCAGAGGCAUCGACGAAAAUCCCCCGCUUGGCACCGUAGAUUACAUCGACCGGGCGUUGGAAGGACUCCAACAAGCCAUAUCCGUGGCUGCCGAGGCAUGUGUUCGACAAGUUCCUGUGAGGGGGCUGCCAGCGGCACCACGACGAUUCGGAUCGAGUUCGUCGGGCAACGCAACGGAAUGGUUGCCGAGCACGACACGGGAAGGUCGACGAAGGAAUCGUGAAAAGAAACAUCCGAGUUCCACCUGGACGGACGGGAUGUCGAGCGAUGACAAAAUGGCCGACAUUCUCGAUGAUGAUCAGGCCUUCAACGUGUUCAUCAAAAAGCACGUAAUUCAUAAGUCAUCGUACUUGUCCGGCUUUAUAAAGAAAACUACGGUUAAAGCGUGGCUUUCUUAUUUGAUUACGACACCACUGUAUCGCCACUACGGGAUCACAAUUGAUCAGAUCGCCAUAGAUGAUCUUGAAACCCCUGCAGUGGAUCCUCAAAUUGAGCUGGAAACCAUUGCCGUGGAUAACGAGACCGAAUUGCUGCUCGGGCAACAGGAAACGCUCCUUUGGAAUGAGGACAAAUGCCUGGAGAUCGCUCCCGCGCAAAACAGGGUUCCUCUGUCAUUGAUUUACGACGAGCACGUACAGUAUUGGCAACAAAGGAAGAGAGAUUUGUUCGCCAUGAUGCGACAAUUGGGAAAGCCUACGAUGUUCCUCACACUCAGUGCAAAUGAGAUGAAGUGGCCCCAUUUGUUGAAGCUCCUACAUCGAUUGUCAGAGGGACACAAUGGCAAUGACUUAACAGAUCCUAUCCAGGAAUUGACUGCAUUACAAAGAGCAACUCUGGUCAAUGACGAUCCAGUCACGUGCUGUGUGUACUUCAACAAGCUGGUUGACACUAUCAUGCUCCUGCUGAUGUCGCGGCACUACAGUCCAUUCGGAAAGCACUAUGUGGCCGAUUAUUUCAAGCGGAUUGAAUUUCAGCACCGUGGAAGUCCUCACGCGCACAUCUUGCUAUGGCUGAACAAGGAUCCCCGGGAAGCAAUCAGUGAAAAUAUGCCAAAAACCGUACAGCUGAUUAAAGAUCUCUGUUCCGUUAGCGUCAGAGAUUUGCCGAAUACUUACGGGUAUCAAGUCCAUAAGCAUACUUUCACAUGUUUCAAGCGGAACGAAAACCACUGUCGGUUCAAUAUUCCGUACUGGCCGAUGGAUCGGACACUAGUUUUGCUUCCGAUUGCGUCCGAUGAUAGCCGCAGGGAUCGGCUCACCCGGAAAGCCAAGAUAAUGCGAGAGGCUCUGGAAACGAAAACAUAUGAUACAUUGGAAGCAUUUCUUAGCGAUUUCCUGUUCAAGCGAUCCAUGAAUGAACUAUGGACAAACCCAUUCAACCCGUGGAUAGCAAGCCACCUCGGCUCGAACAUGGACUUGCAAUUCAUCCUGGACGAGUACACCUGCGCUGCGUACGUGGUUGAAUACGUAAAUAAGACCAACCGUGGAGUGAGCUGUCUCCAGCGGGAUCUCAUCAAGCUGCAAGAAGAGUUCCCUGAUCAAGACUUCACCGCUCUCUUGAAGAAGGUCAGCAUCAAGAUGCUGAAUUCUGUGGAGAUGUCUGCUCAAGAAGCAUCGUGGUAUUUGUUACGUCAGCCGAUGUCGGAAGCAAGCCGAGCGACGCAGUUCAUUCCAACGAUGUGGCCGCACGAGCGAAUUAAGUCCAGAAAACGAAAUCAGCGAAUGGACGACGAAAGCAUCAGUGACGAUUCGACUUAUGUAUGGACUUUGAAUAUCAUACAGAAGUAUGAAGCUCGUAACGACCUGGAAGAUCUGUGUCUAGCCGAUUUCGCAGCCCUCUACCAGCAGCAACGCAGCAGCAACUCUUACAGGGCUCGGAAAUUUCACCGAGUGUUGCAAUGGUGUAGCUAUGACAUGUCGAAGCUUUCGGACUACAAGCGUGAAAUGGUACUCCUCUUCGUCCCGUUUCGCAAUGAGCUGUGUGAUAUUCUCGACCAAAACAAGUUCCUGCAGCUAUACGAUCAGCACGAACAGGCAAUCCUUGCGAAACGUAAAGAGUACGACUGUGAUCUGAACCUGGAGCAGAUAAUCGAUGAGUACCUGAGGGUAAGCGUUGAGGAAACUCCAGAUGCACAGGAGGCGGUAGCAACAGAAAAGGGUGAUGAAUGUACCAGAGCCAUCGUGAUGGAACCCAACGAUGAUGACAUCCGCUUACUACCCACGAACGCUCUAUCUGCCGUCAUAAAACAGCGGACGACCGUUAUGAGCAAGCAGGAUUACUGUGCUCUGGUUCGCAAAACGAAUGCUGAACAGAGAGCUCUUGUACUGCAAGUAAUCGACAACCUGCAUUGUUUUGAUGACAGCAGAAAACCUCUCCAGUUGUUCUUUACCGGGCCGGCUGGAUGCGGUAAAACGUUUACGCUCCAUGUCCUGAUGGAGACAUAUAAUCGCUUUAGCCAGCAACAUAAUGCACUUAAUAACGCCUAUGUCGCCUGCGCAUCGACAGGAAAGGCUGCCGUGGCUAUCGGGGGAACAACUGUCCAUUCGGCGUUCCACAUAACCAUGGAUCGAAGACACCAUGGGCAACUCCGGUUCGAACUCCUGCAGCUGUAUCGACAAUCGUUUGCCAACAUCAAGCUAAUAAUAAUCGAUGAAAUUAGCAUGAUCGGAGCAAACAUUUUCAAUACAAUCCACACGCGGCUUCAAAGCAUCACCGGUGAUUACGAUCUUCCGUUCGGCGGAAAAGACGUAAUCAUGUGUGGCGAUUUCCGACAGCUUCCUCCGGUGAAUGCGAGACCCGCUUUUAAGUCCGCGAACAACUCCAUCGGUGGUGUAGCACUAUGGCAAACGCUGGAUUACUUCCCUUUGCGCCAAGUGAUGCGACAAACCGAUGUUGAGUUUUCCUCCAUUCUAACAAAGAUCGGAAAUGGUGAGCGGUUGUCGGAUUGUGAGACCAAGCUGGUAGAAAGCAGGUUCCGGACAGUCGAAUGGUGCAUGGAGAAUGUUCCGAACGCAAUACGAUUAUACCAUCGCAAUAACGCUGUUGAAGCGUAUAAUCAUGGUGCCUUGAGCAACCGUGAUGGAUGGGAUUGCACUGCCGAGGAUGUAAUCAGCGGAUACCAAGACGCUGCUCAGCUAACCAGUGCUCGUACCAAACUACACAAAAUGAGUGUCGCUGAAACAGGUUGUCUUCCAUACCUUCUACGAUUGGUUGUUGGAAUGUCAUACAUGAUAACGACCAACGUAGAAGUAGAGGACGGUCUCGUCAAUGGAGCAAUCGGCGAACUCAGGUACAUUGAGCACACCGAUGAUGGCCCCCAGCAGUCUGCGUGUCGCUUGUGGUUCAAAUUUGAUAACGACGCUGUUGGUGCGAAACUUCGGGUGAAAUCCAGGCCGCUUGUAUUUUCAAAACCUGGCGUACUGCAACAAGACUGGACACCGAUCUACAAGCGAUCGGUCAACGUCAAGCUAAGCAGUGUAAUCAAAUGCAAGCGAAUACAAUUUCCCAUCGUUAGUGCCUGUGCGUUGACAAUUCACAAGUCACAAGGAGCUACUUUCGCGGAAAUUGUUAUCGAUUAUGACAAGAGCCAGGAGCAGCAGUUGGUAUACGUCGCCAUGUCACGUGUGAGUUCAGUGCAGGGGCUCUACAUGACAAACUCCGCCAAUUCAUUCGUGUUUCAUCACGGUAAGGGCAGCAACACCCCCAAGAUGAAGGAACUCCGUGACGAGAUGCAACGGUUAGAAAACCACAAAUUGUUGACGCUCAGUGACGAGUUGAUCGCGUUCUUCGAUAACGCUGAUCACUCUGUUAUACUGAUGACCCUGAACAUCCAGAGCCUGAAUGCGCAUUCCAAGGACCUGUCGACUGACCAUGUCAUGACCAGAGCCGAUUUCUUGGCGCUGAGUGAGACUUGGAUGGACGACAAUGAGUCUUCGGAAAUAUCAGGUUACAUAUGCAUAGCGAAAUUCAAGCGAGAAAAUGUGAGGGCAGGAGGCGUGGCCAUUUACGAGAAGGCAUCAAUUUCACCAGUAUCAACGUCGCACACGAUUGUUCAGCUGGGUGAACGACAUGAUCCCAUUUUCGUUGAAGCCGCAAACUAUGGAGAUAUUUGCGCUGCGGAAAUUCAAGUUGAUGGGUGCAAAAUGGUACUAUUCAGCGUGUACGUUUCACCGAACACACCGAUCAAGCUCGCCAAAGCGUUCAUGGCUAGAAGCCUGACCCUCUACAAACAUUUUCCAACUCCAAUCAUUGUAGCUGGGGACUUCAAUAUCGACGUCUCUAAGGCGGAGAACAUCGAAUUCAUCGAGUUCAUGGCAAACCUGUUGGAUUUGAACUUGGUCUCGGAUUCCCAGCAAUCAACCACGUUGAAGGGCUCGUCACUCAACGCCUUCCACCAAGGUGAUACCGAUGGAAAUCAUUCCAGCAAUGGCGAGAUGGUUCUGUACGCACUCACAACUCCCAUGGCCAUCACCCUGAACGUUCUCUUCAACUUUCGGUUGGUUUUCAACGCUGUAAUCCAGGCUGGUCCGCCAUAUCUAAGUAUCGACGAAGAUACACAACCCAAGUAA
This is a messenger RNA of Ochlerotatus camptorhynchus, 4743 nucleotides long. RefSeq lists its product as uncharacterized. Gene Ontology annotation, molecular function: DNA helicase activity. Gene Ontology annotation, biological process: DNA repair; telomere maintenance. Bases 1 to 4743 code for a protein of 1580 amino acids. The transcript is spliced from 8 exons. NCBI's taxonomy places the organism in Eukaryota, Metazoa, Arthropoda, Insecta, Diptera, Culicidae. The record is from RefSeq and is a predicted model, not a curated record.